Messenger RNA from Drepanopeziza brunnea f. sp. 'multigermtubi' MB_m1, 963 nucleotides. RefSeq lists its product as uncharacterized. NCBI's taxonomy places the organism in Eukaryota, Fungi, Ascomycota, Leotiomycetes, Helotiales, Drepanopezizaceae. The record is from RefSeq and is a predicted model, not a curated record.
AUGAAAUCCUUCAUCUCCCUCGCCUUGGUCGCUGGCACGAAUGCCAUCGUGACUCGAUGGGCACCCUGUUGCUUCCACUUGAGCGCGUCUGGUGCUAUCACUGGCACCGUUGGCCAACUCGAUGACGGCCAAAACCGUGUCAAUGGAGGUCUCUCUUCAGCUGAAUUCUGUAUCGCAGAUGGCGCAAUUAAGGACACCAAUGGACGUGGCUGCAUCAUUACUCCCCAAGUAACGCAAUACCAAUGCGAUGACGGCGUACCUCCAGCAUCAGGAUUCAGUAUUGGGAGUGACGGAACCCUCGCUUACAACGGGGGAACAACUUUCUGGGAGUGUCAAACAGGACAAAAUGGCGGAGUCAACAUCUACAUCAAUCCAGGCGGCACGAACUGUGGCAAGAUCACACUCAAAGCCGACGCCUGCUAUUCUCCUCCUUCUACACCACCACCAACCCCACCACCACCCGGAUGCCCAACCAACAUCGACAGCCCCUGGGGCACAUGGGAGUUCCCGCACCUACUCCUCCCCAUCGACGCCAGUAACCCUAGCCAGGCGUCCGGCACCAGUUACUUCGGCGAGGUCUCCCCCAGCGGCGGCAUCUCCAGCAUCUACAACUUCGACAUCCCCGCCGCCGACGCCGGCAAGACGUGCUCUCUCAUCUUCCUCUUUCCGCGCCAGGACCAGCUCACGACCUCUUCCUUCACCUUGAGCGGCAACGGCGCCGUCUCCUUCGCCCAGCUAACCGGCAUCGCCACGACGUCCACGUCCUACGCCACGGCGCCCGGCGUGCAGACGGGCUACGGCACGACGGUCCUCGCGCCGGGUAACUCCUACCACAUCGCCGACUUUCCGUGCCCGGCUGGGACGACGGUUAGUUAUAGGAUGGAGGCCGUCGGGGAUACUCAUCUGCGGUACUUUCAGGAUUGGAACCCUUCGCCUAUCGGGCUCUAUAUUACCAAGUGCUGA